This is a messenger RNA of Pelecanus crispus (Dalmatian pelican), 828 nucleotides long. NCBI's taxonomy places the organism in Eukaryota, Metazoa, Chordata, Aves, Pelecaniformes, Pelecanidae. The record is from RefSeq and is a predicted model, not a curated record.
CCUCUCCAACCCUCCCUGUUCUGGUACUACCUGCUGGAGCUCUCCUUCUACUGGUCACUGGUCUUCACCCUGCCCUUUGAUGUGAAGAGGAAGGACUUCAAGGAGCAGAUAGUCCAUCAUGCUGCAACCAUAUUCCUGAUCAGUUUCUCAUACUGUGCCAAUUACAUCCGCAUUGGGACACUGGUGAUGGUGAUUCAUGAUGCUUCUGAUUGCUUCCUAGAGCCAACUAAGAUAUUCAAUUACAUGAAGUGGAAAAAAACUUGUGACAGCCUUUUUAUGAUCUUCUCAGCUGUUUUCCUCGUCAGCCGCCUGGUCAUUUUCCCCUACACAGUGCUCUAUAACACCUACUAUUACUCCAUGGAGAUAUUCCAACCCUUCUUUGGAUACUACUUCAUGAAUGCUCUCCUGAUAAUUCUGCAGCUGCUCCAUGUCUUCUGGUCCUGCCUAAUUAUUCACAUGGUCUACAAGUUCAUCCUCCAGGGCACGAUGGAAAAGGACAUGAGAAGUGACACAGAAGAAAGUGACAAGGAUGAAGAAAGAGAAAAGAUUAGGGAAAAGGAGAAAAACGGGAUCACAUAUUUCAGCAACAUCACAAGCAACAAUUACAUCCGGAGGAAUGGGUCUGAGCCACUGAACAACAGAACCCACCUCACCAAUGGCCAUGUCAAGGAAAGAUAGCUACGGUUCACGUGCUUCUGAUCUGGUCUUUAGUGAAUUCAGUCCACUGUCUUUAGAAACAGGUUUGCUCAUUGUGUAGAUAAAUUGGAGUGUAAUUGCAGUAUCAUAGCUGAAUUCCUGCUUCCCCUAAACAGAAUUGUUUAUAGUCAG